Messenger RNA from Rhinocladiella mackenziei CBS 650.93, 1659 nucleotides. RefSeq lists its product as uncharacterized. Gene Ontology annotation, cellular component: nucleus. Gene Ontology annotation, biological process: regulation of DNA-templated transcription; DNA-templated transcription. The transcript has 2 exons. NCBI's taxonomy places the organism in Eukaryota, Fungi, Ascomycota, Eurotiomycetes, Chaetothyriales, Herpotrichiellaceae. The record is from RefSeq and is a predicted model, not a curated record. Bases 1 to 1659 code for a protein of 552 amino acids. Gene Ontology annotation, molecular function: DNA binding; zinc ion binding; DNA-binding transcription factor activity, RNA polymerase II-specific.
AUGGACAUAGGUCCUCCUAAUCAACCUAAGGCACCUCAAGCCUGUGUGGCCUGUCGGAAACAAAAGAGAAAAUGCGACAAAGCUCUUCCCAGCUGCUCACUCUGCAGCCGAAUGUCUCGAUCAUGCGAUUAUUCGGAAAGCAAUCCCCACCCGAGCGCGGAUGAUUUUGCCAUGAUGAGACAGAAAAUUGCAGAUUUGGAGGCCCGUCUUGAAGGUCGACGUUCUGAUAUGUUUUGGAAUGAACCCAAGCGAUCCAUCGGUAAAAGCCCCAACACAACAAAUACCGACUUUGGUUUGGCAAAUGACAACCGUCCCACAUUCCCGGCAGCAUUCUUCCUCGAUGCUGAAGUCUUCACUGAUGCCCACAUGACUAUUACCAAACCGGCACUUGCUGUUCCGUCCGAGAUUCUCGCCACUCUGGGAACUUCCAUGCUCGACAUUCAGGAUGUCGUGGAUCGAUAUUUUGCCAACAUUCACACCUGGCUGCCAUUUAUUUCCAAAAAGCGCAUGGAGUUGACCUUGUGCAAUCCGUCAAUCGAGCUCUCCCUUGAACUGGCGCUCUUAUUGCUUGCCAUGAAGCUUAUUAUUCAAGUGCCUUCAGGAGAUUCCCCCGGAAUCCGAUCGCCACUCUACACGCUCACCAAGCGGCAUUUCUCCAGGGCGGAAUCCGUCGGAUUGAUAUCUCUGCAGACAUUGCAGGCAAGCAUCUUGAUUGCGGCUUAUGAGAUUGGCCAUGCAAUAUAUCCCGCUGCAUAUCUGACUACCGGACAUUGUGCUCGGCUAGGACAUGCGUUGGGUCUCAAUGACCGACGACAUGCCCCUCAAGCACUCAAGAAAAAGAUUGGUGCUUGGGCCGAGAUUGAAGAGAUGAAACGGACUUGGUGGGCAACAAUGCUUCUCGAUCGACAUGUGAAUCUCGGUACUUGUGGUCACCCAUUGGCCACGGAUGAUCCUGCCAGGAAUGAUGUCCUCCCGGCAGAUGACGCAUUGUGGGAUGGAGGAGAGAUGACAACCAGUGAACCGUUAUACGUCUCUUCACCCACCAGUGUGAAAGCAGGAGCUUUUGCACGAACGUGCCAAGCAACCCAUCUGUUGGGUAGGCUUAUUCGUUUGCUCAAUGACAGGCUGCUUGAUGCUCCCUUGCGAUUCAGCGAAGCCAUUCAACUUCAUCGGACGCUCCAAGCCUUGGCUAAUUUAUUGCCAAGUGAUGUUCAGCGAUGGCCAAUGCGGUAUGGGACACCACUGGCAUUGUGCUACAGUGCCCUGAUUCACCUAUGCGAUCCAUUCACCUGUACAGAAUCGAAUCGAGGUGAUCAUACGGUGGAAGAAACCGAAAUGCAAGCCAUCGCAAUUGCAGGAUUGAGAUCGACAGCAGCAGAUGUUCUUCAAUUGAGUCACCUAUUCCAAAUGACCAUAACCGCAAAUCCCGCUGCGAUCAGCCCCCUCGUUGCCGAUUGCUUUUAUUCCGCCGCAGCAACUUAUGCUUGGCUUGUUCACGAAUCGGGAUCAAGGGAAAUGGCCGAGGCCUAUCAUCAGCUGAGAAAAGUGUUGGAUAUUAUGUCUGCGCGCUGGGCAGUGGCUAGUCAAUAUUUGGUCAUUCUUAACAAAGCGCAAGAGUCAUUCUACCCCGACACAUUACUCCUUCAGUCACCCGUCUGA